Molecule: messenger RNA, 3598 nt
Organism: Cucumis melo (muskmelon)
Lineage: Eukaryota; Viridiplantae; Streptophyta; Magnoliopsida; Cucurbitales; Cucurbitaceae
Product: GDSL esterase/lipase At4g10955
Exons: 3
Coding region: 2326-3462 (378 amino acids)
Biological process (GO): lipid metabolic process
Source: RefSeq, a predicted model, not a curated record
AAGAAGAAACGCCCAAAUUAAUCGGUUCAUGUCUCUCCCAGGUGAAACGUCGGUUGAAAAUUGAAACCAUUGGCUUCCGACUCCGACGAAGGCCUUCUUCAAUCUUCGGUUCGGCCGAUGCAUUCCCGUCCAUAAGGCGUUCUGUAAUGGUUGUUCUAGAUUCUGAAGCGUGAAGUCCCUCGAAAUGAAUACGGAAAAACUAGCAGCUAUUUUAGAUCUGAAUAAAUAGCUACAUUGUUGUUGAAUGGGAAUUCCUGAUUCAAUGGCGAACUAGUUUUGGUUAUUGUGUUGAUUUGCUGAUAUUGUAUGGUAGGUUAAAUCAUCAAGGUAGGUUUUGGGCAGCGCCUUCAUCAUUUUUAGGGAAAUUCAUAUUUUCAAAAAUUGAUAGAAUUUGAUCGCAAAGUUGGAUGUUCCCGGCCGGAUUUUUCUUUAUAGUAUUGUUCUGAAAGUCAAAUACCAGUUGUCUUCAAGUAUAGAAACAAAAUAUUUACAAACAUAAUAAAAAAAAAAGCUAAUAGAUAAGAUACUAAAUAGAUAUUGAGUUUCUAUCGUUAAUGUACUCUAAAAUUUUGUUAAAUUUGUAAAUAUUUUACUAUAAUAUUUAAUUUUAUUUUUACAUCACAAAUUUGGUGCCUAAUAAUUUUGCAUAGUAGCCUAGGCAUAUGUCUUCGUCUUAUGUUUCUGUCUUUAUUCUUCCAUAGUUUUUUUUUUUAAAUUUCAGCCAGGAAUGAUUUCUUCUUCCUUUUUAAAAAGUUGGUAAAAAAAUCCGUUUUUUUCUAAAUUAUAAAAAAUAUGCAUAAACUUGUACUUCAUUUUAGAACGUUCAAAUAUUGUAAGAAUACCAACUUUUCAAAAGACUUAAAAAAACUGUACUUUUUAGUAUGGAAUAAUUUGGUUGUCUGACUUAAAAUCUUGGGCCCAAAUGGAAUAUGACAUGGUUGGUAUAGCAUUUUGGAGAAAUUGUUAGAAAUAAUUUCAAAAUGUUUUUUUAAUUAAUUUAAUUAUUAAUUCAUACGUGCAUAAAAAAUUUAAUCAACAAUUACAUUUGGGCUAUUUAAUGAGCAUAUUUUGGAAAUUAUAAGAACCAUCGAAUCAAACUUAUAAAAUAUAGGGUUAUGAUACUCAAAAUACUAUGCUCCUUUAUCCCGCAAUUUCCCCUCUAAGUGAGGGUCUUCAACCUCCCUGAUAUGUUUCCUUUUUCACUCCUCCUACUUUGUUCUCUAUGCCUUCUCUAUUUUUCUCCACUUCCAUAAACAAGAGCGAGAGCACAAACAAGAUUGAAAAUGAGAUUGAGAGUAGAUUUGCGAUUUUGAGCGAUAUGCAGAGCAUAUAUUUGUUCUUUCUUUAAUCCAUGAUCUAACAUUGCUCUAUUUCCUCUCUUCUAAUAUACUAUCUUAUAUUCUCCUAUCUCAAAAACUAUUUACUUCGAUCAAUCAUGGUACACAGGUUAUAGCAUGAAGAAAUGAGAAUAACGAGUUCACCAUGGAUCCUUCAGGAUUUGAAUGUUUUAGCAAUUUUUUACUUUAAUAGUGGAGUGAGAGUUAUUAUGGUUGAGUUUUAAUACACAUGAAAUUAGACAUAUUGAGAAUCUGGGUAAUACCUAAUACGUCUCAGUUGAAGGAAAAGAAAAAAAAGUGCAUUACUGAAUUUGUAGAGAUGAAGAUUUUUGUUAAUCCUUUUUUCAGUUCAAAUUAGUCUAUUAUUUGUUGUGGUUAGCACCAAAGGCUCCCAAUGAUCAAAUAUGGUAUUCAUUUGUCUGUCCUUUUUUGUAUUUGGCAAUUCAUUGUUUUGCUGAGUAUCGAGAAUAUAUUUUAUGUUGCAUUGUAGGAUAUGAUACUUGAAAUUUUGGUAUAUGUUUGGUUAUGGAGAAAACUGGUUUUAGGGAAACGAGUUAUAUGAGUUGUUUCAAAAUGGUUAUUUUCCAACCCAAAGGAUUGACUAUUUAGGUGUUGAAAUUUCUUAUAUCUAUGUUUGGACCAGGCUAAAAAAUUGAGAGAACUCCUGUUUAUUUGGUAGUCUUAGAGAUUGAGGAAUAGAGUAAGAAAAACAUUAUGGUGGUAUUGAGGAAAAAAGGUAAAAAGGAGCAGAAAUGUAGGAGUGUAAGGUCAUAAAUUGAAGUAGAGAAGAGGGAAGAAAUGGAAGAGGGUGAUGGGGAUCUAAAUUACAAUAACGGUUUCUGUCCAUAUAGGAUAAUAGUUACUGAAAGUUCUGGAUGAACUAAAACGCCCAGGAGUAUGUUUGGACGAAGCUAAAAAAUGAAAGAUCUCUUCUGUAAAUAGUAUGCAUUUUUAUCAAUGAACUUCUAAUUCUUGCUCUUUAUUUUUGAUGCAUGUUACUAUAAUACAGCCACUUUCUGAACUUUUCCUUGCCGGUGUAGAGCAGCUGGGUUCCAAAGAGGAAAGGAGAGGAAUAUUAAAUGUAAUGGCCUCUGAGAGGGAAGUUUUUGAACUUUCAGGGCCAUUACACUUGGCUUCGGUUGAUUGGGAGAAUGCCAAUCACAGAAGGUCAGUUGCCGCUUGUUUGGUUCAAGGCGUUUACAUUUUAGAACGAGACCGCCAGGAGAAGCGUCAAGGCACCGAGGCCUUUGCUCCCCGCUGGUGGGAAUUCUGUCACUUUCGGUUGCUUCGUCAGCUCGUGGAUGAUGUUGACUCUUCCAUUUUUGGUGCUGUUUAUGAAUUCAAACCUUUGCUGCUCCAAGGUCACCACAAGGUUGAUGGGAGUCCCCGUUUUGUGAUUGCUUUCCGAGGCACCUUAACCAAACCAGAUUCCGUCUCUCGCGACAUAGAGUUAGAUCUUCACCUCAUUCAAAAUGGUCUGCAUCGGACAUCACGUUUCGAGAUUGCGAUGCAAGUGGUUCGGAACAUGGUUGCUACUGUUGGUGACUCGAAUGUCUGGUUAGCUGGCCAUUCCCUCGGGUCUGCCAUGGCAAUGCUUGCUGGAAGAACCAUGGCAAGAACAGGCAUUUUCCUCAAAUCAUACCUCUUCAAUCCUCCAUUCUUCGCCGCUCCAAUAGAGAGAAUCAAGGACAAGAAACUAAAACAUGGAUUACGGAUUGCUGGGAGUGUUAUCACUGCGGGACUCGCUCUUGCUUUGAAGGCUGGAAGUAACAAUAACCAAAGGAAUGGAAUUGAGGAGCCAUUUUUUGCUAUAGCAGCAUGGGUUCCUUCUUUGUUUGUUAAUCCAUCAGACCACGUAGGAUCAGAAUACAUUGGAUAUUUUGAACACAGGAAGAAGAUGGAAGAUAUCGGUGCGGGAAGUAUCGAGAGAUUAGCAACACAGAAUUCGAUUGGAGGUCUUUUGUUGAAUGCACUUGGGAGGGAAUCUGAGCCAAUUCAUCUCAUUCCAUCAGCAGAGUUGGUUGUAAAUUUAUCUCCUGCACAAGACUUUAAACAAGCUCAUGGCAUUCACCAAUGGUGGCAACCACAUUUACAAUUGCACUCAAAGAUUUAUGAGUACUCCUAAUUGGAAAAAAAAAAAAAAAACCCUGCUUUUGAACUUGUGAGAUGUGUAAUUUAUCAAUAAUGUUGUAUGGUUGGUGGAUUGGCAUUUGAGAAUUACCUCUUCUUUGUUUAUAGUUUGACGAGAGUUGAUUUGUUUA